Molecule: messenger RNA, 2392 nt
Organism: Cornus florida
Lineage: Eukaryota; Viridiplantae; Streptophyta; Magnoliopsida; Cornales; Cornaceae
Product: wall-associated receptor kinase 3-like
Exons: 3
Coding region: 67-2250 (727 amino acids)
Biological process (GO): protein phosphorylation; cell surface receptor signaling pathway
Cellular component (GO): plasma membrane
Molecular function (GO): ATP binding; calcium ion binding; polysaccharide binding
Source: RefSeq, a predicted model, not a curated record
AGCAAUCACCAUUGGAAAUUUUCAAGACAAGCAUCUUUUCUAAUCUGAAAAACAAAAGAAUCUCCCAUGGACUUCCUAACAAUGCUUCUCCAGGUUACUCUGAUAGCAGCCAUGGCAGCACCAACAUCUGCUCAACCCGAGCCGGGCUGCCAAGACAGCUGCGGCAACGUAAGCAUCCCAUAUCCAUUUGGCACAAGGCUGGGCUGCUACUAUUCCAAAGCAUUUCUCGUUACUUGUAACACCGCUUUCAUUCCUCCCAAACUUUUUUUGGGAACAAGUGAUAUUGAUGUCACCAACAUUUCAGUCGAUGGUCAACUGCACAUCUUGCAGUUUAUAGCCCACGAUUGCUAUAACGAGUCGGGUAUACGGAUCUACCGUAAUGUACCCUCUAUCUGGUUGUCCAAAUUCAAGAUUUCUAGUACCAGAAACAUGCUCACAGCAAUUGGUUGUGACACUCGGGCGAGCAUUGUAGGUGAAAAAGAUAACUAUAAUUAUUCGAGUGGGUGCUCGACCAUAUGUGACAACAUAGACUAUGUCACCAAUGGGUCUUGCUCUGGCAUCGGUUGUUGCCAGACAUCCAUCCCAACGGGGGUUGACACGUAUAGGGUGCGUUUAGACAGCCACUUCACACCUAGACGUGUAUGGAAUUUCAGCCCCUGUAGUUAUGCCUUUGUCGUUGAACAGGAUAAGUUCAACUUCUCCUCCAACCUUCUCAGGGAUUUACAGAAAGUACAAAAGCUCCCAGUGGUGCUUGAUUGGUCAAUUGGAGAUGUGAAUUGUAGUGUUGCUGCAAGAGAUCUCUCUCUAUAUGCAUGUAAAGAUAAAAAUAGCAACUGUUAUGAUGUUGAUUUUGGUCCAGGGUACCGUUGUAAUUGCUCCGAGGGUUACAAGGGAAACCCAUACCUCCCUCAAGGUUGCGAAGAUAUCGAUGAAUGUGCGAAUCCAAGUCUCAAUCAAUGUGAAAAAAUUUGUGUAAAUACGGCGCCCAAUUAUACGUGUUCUUGUCCCAAGGGAUAUCAUGGAGACGGCAGAAAAGAUGGAAGUGGCUGCAUUCCUGAUCCACAACGAGUAAUUAAGAUUGUUGUAGGUAUUGGCAUGGGCAUUCUGGUAUUAAUGGUGGGAUGUUCUUCAUUAUACUGCGUAAUCAGAAAAAGAAGGCUGAUCAAACUGAAAGAAGAAUUUUUCAAACGUAAUGGUGGUUUGAUAUUACUAUCAAAGCAAGACGAAGACCCUUCAGUUAAGGCAGCUGUCAAAACAUUUACCAUAGAAGAGAUCCAGAAGGCAACCAAUCACUUCGAUGAAAAUCUAAUUGUUGGUCAAGGAGGGUUUGGUACAGUCUACAAAGGAGUUUUACCCCAAAAUAAAACCACAGUUGCUAUCAAGAAGACUUUAGUAGUUGAUAAAAGUCAAGUUGACCAGUUCGUUAAUGAGGUGAUUGUGCUCUCCCAAAUCGAUCAAACGAAUGUGGUAAAAUUGUUGGGUUGUUGUUUAGAGGCUGAAUUCCCAUUGUUGGUUUAUGAAUUUAUUACCAAUGGAACUCUAUCCCAACAUAUACAUGACGUAGGCCACAAGUCCAUUCCAUGGGAAGAUCGGUUAAGGAUUGCCAAAGAAACUGCCCUAGCACUUUCGCAUUUGCACUUCGAAGCUCGCAUUCAAGUCAUUCAUAGAGAUGUUAAGUCUACUAAUAUACUCUUAGACAAAAAUAAAAUUACAAAAGUAUCUGACUUUGGAGCUUCGAGAUUAGUGUCAUUGGAUAAACCACUGUUAUCUACAGUGGUUCAAGGUACUCUUGGCUACUUAGACCCUGAAUAUUUUUAUACAAGUCAAUUGACCGAUAAAAGUGAUGUUUAUAGUUUUGGAGUGGUCCUUGCGGAGCUACUUACUGGCAGAAUGGCAAUUUCUUUUGAUGAGAAAGUGCCAGAGAAAGAGAAACUCUUAUCCACAUAUUUCAUUUCAUGCAUGAAUGAGAAGCGCUCAUUUCUGGAUGAUCGAAUUACUGUGAACGAUGUUAAUACUAAGCAAGUAAGUGAAGUUGCUAAACUUGCGCAGUGUUGCUUAAGUUUGAAAGGGGACGAAAGGCCUCCAAUGAAUGAAGUGGCAAAAAAGCUUAAGGAACUCGAAGAGAAUCCAGAGGAAACCGAUCACCUUCUAGGUAAAUCGGUGGAUUGGGGUAGCACUAGCACUACAGUUGGAGAUGAUAGUCUGAAGAUCCACGCAAUAAUACCAAUAGAUGCCCAUGGAGGACGUUGAGUGUCAUGCAAAAUUUAAGUAAUUAAGUUUGACUGAGAAAUAAAUAUGCAGGAAGGUAUUGUUUUACCAUUGUUAAUUCACUUUCCUAAAAAUGUAAUCGUGUUUUAUUACUGCUAAUAAAUGUGAUCUUUUGUUUGGUUUA